Hippocampus zosterae (dwarf seahorse) is the source of this 2521-nucleotide messenger RNA. RefSeq names its product solute carrier family 6 member 16a (gene slc6a16a). The record is from RefSeq and is a predicted model, not a curated record. Gene Ontology annotation, cellular component: membrane. The coding region runs from base 240 to 2330 and encodes 696 amino acids. The transcript is spliced from 12 exons. Gene Ontology annotation, biological process: sodium ion transmembrane transport. NCBI's taxonomy places the organism in Eukaryota, Metazoa, Chordata, Actinopteri, Syngnathiformes, Syngnathidae.
UUAUUUGGUUUGCUCCAAACGCGUGAGUGACAGCGUGGCGCUUGGAAAGUUUUCUCCCUCCACCCUAAACACACAACUCAAGUGAAAAAAAGGGGGCGACUUUUAAUCGUCUUUCAGUUGCGAAGGACGAGUGAGGAGGAGAAGUCGUGAGGACGAAAGUGAAUAUGAAAUAACGAAUUUCAGCAAGAUCAGGGUCGUUCGUAACUUGACAGCAGCGGCGUUGGAUCGAACUGUCAAUCAUGACGGAGAAACCUUCGAUGGAUGGCGACGAGGAUGGCGCAUGGCUGACUGAGAGUCAGUGUCAGUCUCAGCUCGCCCUCACUUCUGAUGCCAACGAAAUCAACGAUGGGGACCGGCCAGCCUGGGAUUCCAAGAUUCAGUACGUGUUGGCCCAGGUGGGCUUCAGCGUUGGCUUGGGCAACGUGUGGAGGUUCCCAUACCUUUGCCACCAGAAUGGAGGAGGGGCCUUCAUGCUGCUGUAUGUUUUCCUUCUGGUGGUGGUUGGCGUUCCCCUCUUCUUCAUGGAGUUGGCGGCCGGCCAGAGCAUUCGGCAGGGAAGCAUCGGAGUGUGGAAGCACAUUUCCCCCAAAUUCGCCGGCAUCGGCUAUUCUAGUUGCUUGGUUUGUUUUUAUGUGGCUUUGUACUACAAUGUGAUCAUUGCAUGGAGUCUUUUCUACCUGGGCAACUCCUUCCAGUAUCCUCUACCCUGGGAGAACUGUCCCAUCGACGUAGCUGCCAAUGACACAGUGAAAGAAUGCGCAGGAAGUUCCGCAACAUCCUAUUUCUGGUUCCGCAAAGCUCUGAACAUCUCGAAUUCCAUCGAGGAAUCGGGAGAGUUUAAUUCCAUCAUGACGGGCUGUUUGUUAGCCGCAUGGACCAUCGUCUCCUUGGCGAUGAUUAAAGGUAUCAAGUCAUCUGCAAAGGUGAUGUACUUCUCCUCAGUCUUUCCCUACGUGGUGCUCUUCAUUUUCCUCAUCAGAGGCUUGACGCUGGAUGGAGCAUUGGAGGGAAUCACGUAUAUGUUUUAUCCAAGACUGGAGACUUGGGGCAACAUGCAGGUUUGGCGGCAAGCUGCCACUCAAGUGUUUUUCGCCCUGGGGCUGGGCUACGGCUCCGUCAUUGCGUAUUCCUCCUACAAUCCGGUCCAAAACAACUGCCACAGGGACGCUCUGAUGGUCUCGGGCAUCAAUUUCAUGACGUCUGUCCUAGCCUCGCUCGUUGUUUUCGUCAUCCUGGGUUUCCGGGCUAAAAACAUCGCAAAGGACUGCGUGGCUGAAAACGUUCGCCUUCUAAGCAACAUGUGGAUCCAGGAGGGCCGUCGCGGGUGGCCGGGGUUCAACUUGACCGAGCCAACAUCGCUGUCCGUCUCAGACUAUCGGGAGUGGUACAGCGGCUUUGGCGCCACGCUGGCUCUCAACCUCACCGAUUGCAAUCUGGAGGAGGAGAUGAAGAAGGGAGUAGAAGGCACGGGGCUGGCGUUCAUCGCGUUCACCGAGGUGAUGGCUUUGUUCCCAGCCAGCCCCUUCUGGUCCGCUCUGUUUUUCCUCAUGUUGCUCAACCUGGGCAUGAGCACCAUGUUCGGGACAAUGCAAGGAAUCCUCACCCCCCUCAUGGAUAAUUUUCCUCCGCUGGGACGCCACCGCACCUUACUCACUGUGUUCAGCUGCGCUUUGGGCUUCCUGCUCGGACUUCUUUUCACUCAGCGCUCGGGCAACUACUUUGUGGCCAUGUUUGACGACUAUUCUGCCACGCUGCCUUUAGUCAUCGUUGUCAUCUUUGAAACCAUCAGCGUCUCCUGGGUUUAUGGCACCGAUCGCUUCCUGGAUGACAUUGAAGAUAUGCUCAAAUGGCGCCCCCCAGUGGUGUACAAAUAUCUUUGGAAGUAUGUGUGCUUGCUGGCCAUGAUCGGACUUCUGGCUGCCAGUUUGUUGCGGAUGGUUUUUAAAAGGCCCACAUACACCGCCUGGAAUGAAAGCACGGCCUCUGAGAUGACUUUGGAGUACCCGGGCUGGGCUCUGGCUGUAAUCGUCUUGCUCAUAGUCUUUGCCAGCCUGCCGGUACCCAUCGGUUACAUCCAUUCAAUCCUGCGGCGCCGCAGGCUACUCCGCGGCGAGUCCGUGGAGGAUGUUGGGAAGGAGGUCGACCGCGACAUGUACACCAAGUGCAGCUCUAUCGAACAGCUGGAUCUCAGCUCAAAUCUAGCUACUCCGGAGGAGGACGGCAUCCGUCCCAGGACGACCUUCCUACCAGUGGGCAGCGAACACUAUCGUCUCUUGCCCCAGCAGGAGGAGGAGGAGGAGGAUGAGGAGGAGCAGGACACGGGAGUGUGAGGAGGUUGGGCGCUCGUCAGGGCGGAGGCUGUUUGGAAAAUGUUUCAAGUGUAGGUCCUCGGGGAGAGGAGAAGCAAGAUGACGCGGAUGCAGGAAGACAUGGCACUGUGAAGGGAGGAUAGCAAUGGACGCUACAGAUGCUUAGCUCAGGAAGCUACAUUGUUAGCAAGCCAAAACUUUUUUUUUUUUUU